Messenger RNA from Hipposideros armiger (great roundleaf bat), 4755 nucleotides. RefSeq names its product adenylate cyclase 5 (gene ADCY5). Gene Ontology annotation, cellular component: plasma membrane. Bases 712 to 3888 code for a protein of 1058 amino acids. The transcript has 16 exons. NCBI's taxonomy places the organism in Eukaryota, Metazoa, Chordata, Mammalia, Chiroptera, Hipposideridae. The record is from RefSeq and is a predicted model, not a curated record. Gene Ontology annotation, biological process: intracellular signal transduction; cAMP biosynthetic process; adenylate cyclase-activating G protein-coupled receptor signaling pathway. Gene Ontology annotation, molecular function: adenylate cyclase activity.
ACUACGGCCCCCCCCGGGCUCCAGGACCCUCCCCUCAGGGCUCCGGAGCUGUUGCUCCGCCUGCCGCCCCCUCCCCCGUCCUCUCCACCCCCCAUCCCACCUCCCCACCCCUCGUAAGAAAAUAAUGCUGGUUGGCGCUCGCACCUCGCAGUCUCUCCCAGUCCUCUGUGAGGAAAGGGCAACCCGCUUGGCGUCCACGCCGGGACCCCCGCCGAGCCGCCCCAGCCGUCGCCUCACCGCGUGUGCUGCUGGGCUCCGCUAAGGCAUAAUCUGCGAGCGCCGCGCCCGGGCAUUGCCAGCCCCGGGGAGGCGCCGCCUGCAAGGACACCGCUCCGUCCCGCCUCGUCCGCAACUCCGGUCCUUGUCGAGCUCGACGCGAGCCGGACGUCCCCCCUGCGCGCGGCACAGCAGCUCAGUCAGUCCCCCGCUGCCCCAGCUCGGAGCCAACUCCAUCUCGGACCUGGGACUCGUAACGCGGAUCCUCAGCCACUUCUCACCUCGAGGCUGUGCCUGCCUCCCCGGACGCCCUCCCGCUGCCCUCCUCCGCUCAGGACGGGGGUGCCAAGAUGCCCCGCUGCUGCGCAGGGCCCCGGGCCGCCCCCGACGUGUGACCCCAGCCUGGUCCCCCUGCUCGGCCGUCCGCCCUCCCCUUGGAGACCCCCGGCCCGGUCCCCGGGGGAGGAGGAAGACGACGACGAGGCCGAGGGGGGGAUGUCCGGCUCCAAAAGCGUGAGUCCCCCGGGCUACGCGGCGCAGACAGCGGCGGCGCCGGCGUCCCGGGGAGGCCCGGAACACCGCUCGGCGUGGGGAGAGGCCGAUUCCCGCGCCAAUGGCUACCCCCAUGCCCCCGGGGGCUCGGCCCGCGGCUCCACCAAGAGACCCGGGGGGGCGGUGACCCCGCAGCAGCAGCAGCGCCUGGUCAGCCGCUGGCGCAGCGACGACGACGAUGAUCCUCCGCUGAGUGGCGACGAUCCCCUGGCCGGGGGCUUCGGUUUCAGCUUCCGCUCCAAGUCUGCCUGGCAGGAGCGCGGCGGCGACGACUGCGGUCGGGGCAGCCGCCGGCAGCGGCGGGGCGCGGCCGGCGGGGGCAGCACCCGGGCGCCCCCUGCGGGCGGCGGCGGCGGCUCCGCGGCGGCGGCGGCCGCAGCCGGCGGGACCGAGGUGCGCCCCCGCUCGGUGGAGCUGGGCCUCGAGGAACGGCGGGGCAAGGGUCUCGCGGCCGAUGAUCUGGAGGCAAGCGCCGUCGAGGGCGACCACGGGUCCGGGGAUGGCGGGAGCUCGGCGGGCUCGGGCACGGGCCCCAGCCCUAUGUUGUCGCUGGGCGCCUGCUGCCUGGCGCUGCUGCAGAUAUUCCGCUCCAAAAAGUUCCCGUCGGACAAGCUGGAGCGGCUGUACCAGCGCUACUUCUUCCGUCUGAACCAGAGCAGCCUCACCAUGCUCAUGGCUGUGCUGGUGCUCGUGUGCCUCGUCAUGUUGGCCUUCCACGCGGCGCGGCCCCCCCUCCAGCUGUCCUACCUGGGGGUGCUGGCGGCUGCCGUGGGGGUGAUCCUCGUGAUGGCGGUGCUCUGCAACCGCGCAGCCUUCCACCAGGACCACAUGGGCCUGGCCUGCUACGCGCUCAUCGCGGUGGUGCUGGCGGUCCAGGUGGUAGGCCUGCUGCUGCCCCAGCCGAGAAGCGCCUCUGAGGGCAUCUGGUGGACUGUGUUCUUCAUCUACACCAUCUACACGUUGCUGCCCGUGCGCAUGCGGGCCGCAGUACUCAGCGGGGUGCUCCUGUCUGCCCUCCACCUGGCCAUCGCCCUGCGCACCAACGCCCAGGACCAGUUCCUGCUCAAGCAGCUUGUCUCCAAUGUCCUCAUUUUUUCCUGCACUAACAUCGUGGGUGUCUGCACCCACUACCCGGCCGAAGUCUCCCAGAGACAGGCCUUCCAGGAGACCCGGGAGUGCAUCCAGGCGCGACUUCACUCCCAGCGGGAGAACCAGCAGCAGGAGCGGCUCCUGUUGUCUGUCCUUCCCCGCCAUGUUGCCAUGGAGAUGAAAGCAGACAUCAACGCCAAGCAGGAGGACAUGAUGUUCCAUAAGAUUUACAUCCAGAAACACGACAACGUGAGCAUCCUGUUUGCUGACAUCGAGGGCUUCACCAGCCUGGCUUCCCAGUGCACCGCCCAGGAGCUGGUCAUGACCCUCAACGAGCUCUUUGCUCGCUUUGACAAGCUGGCUGCGGAGAAUCAUUGUUUACGUAUUAAGAUCCUGGGGGAUUGUUAUUACUGCGUCUCGGGGCUGCCUGAAGCGAGGGCUGACCAUGCCCACUGCUGCGUGGAGAUGGGCAUGGACAUGAUUGAGGCCAUCUCGUUGGUCCGGGAGGUGACAGGGGUGAACGUGAACAUGCGCGUGGGAAUUCACAGCGGGCGAGUACACUGCGGUGUCCUUGGUCUCAGGAAGUGGCAGUUCGACGUCUGGUCUAACGACGUCACGCUGGCCAACCACAUGGAGGCUGGAGGCAAGGCUGGGCGCAUCCACAUCACCAAGGCCACACUCAACUACCUGAAUGGCGACUACGAGGUGGAGCCUGGCUGUGGGGGCGAGCGCAACGCCUACCUCAAGGAGCACAGCAUCGAGACUUUCCUCAUACUGCGCUGCACCCAGAAGCGGAAAGACGAGAAGGCCAUGAUUGCCAAGAUGAACCGCCAGAGAACCAACUCCAUCGGGCACAACCCGCCGCACUGGGGGGCUGAGCGCCCCUUCUACAACCACCUGGGUGGCAACCAGGUGUCCAAGGAGAUGAAGCGGAUGGGUUUCGAAGACCCCAAGGACAAGAACGCCCAGGAAAGUGCAAACCCCGAGGAUGAAGUGGAUGAAUUUCUGGGCCGUGCCAUUGAUGCCAGGAGCAUUGACAGGCUGCGGUCUGAGCAUGUUCGCAAGUUCCUCUUGACCUUCAGGGAGCCCGACUUAGAAAAGAAGUACUCCAAGCAGGUGGAUGACCGAUUCGGUGCCUACGUGGGGUGUGCCUCGCUCGUCUUCCUCUUCAUCUGCUUUGUCCAGAUCACCAUCGUGCCCCACUCCGUGUUCAUGUUGAGCUUCUACCUGACCUGUUUUGUGCUGCUGACCUUGGUAGUCUUUGUGUCCGUGAUCUACUCCUGCGUGAAGCUGGAUCCUCUGCCCCAGGCCACGGAGGAGAAGGAGGAGAUGGAGGAGCUGCAGGCCUACAACCGGCGGCUGCUGCACAACAUCCUGCCCAAGGACGUGGCCGCCCACUUCCUGGCCCGCGAGCGGCGCAACGACGAGCUCUACUACCAGUCGUGCGAGUGCGUGGCCGUCAUGUUCGCCUCCAUCGCCAACUUCUCCGAGUUCUAUGUGGAGCUGGAGGCCAACAACGAGGGUGUCGAGUGCCUGCGGCUGCUCAAUGAAAUCAUCGCCGACUUUGACGAGAUCAUCAGCGAGGAUCGGUUCAGGCAGCUAGAAAAGAUCAAGACCAUCGGCAGCACCUACAUGGCCGCCUCGGGCCUCAAUGAUUCCACUUACGACAAAGUGGGCAAGACCCACAUCAAAGCUCUGGCCGACUUCGCCAUGAAGCUGAUGGACCAAAUGAAGUACAUCAAUGAGCACUCCUUCAACAACUUCCAGAUGAAGAUCGGGCUCAAUAUUGGCCCCGUGGUGGCUGGGGUGAUUGGGGCCCGCAAGCCUCAGUACGACAUCUGGGGCAACACGGUGAAUGUGGCCAGCCGCAUGGACAGCACCGGUGUGCCUGACCGCAUCCAGGUCACCACGGACAUGUACCAGGUGCUGGCUGCCAACACAUACCAGCUGGAGUGCCGGGGUGUGGUCAAGGUCAAGGGCAAAGGCGAGAUGAUGACCUACUUCCUCAACGGAGGGCCCCCGCUCAGUUAGCAGCUGCCAGCCAGUGAUGCCAGGCAGCCUGGCCUCCAGAGAAAUGGAAACGGCUUCUUUGUGUGCCGGGCGGGCAGGUGGAAGCCUGCGCUCCAGCCCAGGUGGCCGCGCCGGUGAGAUUUUCCACUUUGACCCCAGAAGCAGCUUCUGCCUUUGUGGGCGGGCAGCAGCCUGUGUCCCAGGCCCCGGGGUGCCAGCGUCCUGCGAGCACCAAGCUGACCAAAGAUGUUUCCCUCCGUAGAAGACUCCGCCAGACUCAACCUGAAUCUUGAGUUUUCUCACGGGCGCUGUGGAUACGCGGGUGGAAGGGAGCUGCUGGCACAUUAAUGGGUUUGCGGCUGCCCAGCGCUCGACGGCGGGGCUGAGGGAGAGGCCUCGGUGUCCGGGGGUGGGUAGGUGGCGUGACUCUGGCUCGGGAGAGCCUAGGGGCCCUGAGGCGUCCGCUUCUCUAUGUGAGCCUUUAAAGUUCAGGCAGAGGCCGGGCCCCUGCUCCGUGAAGGGGGCGUUCCGGUAGCAGUGCUGACUUUGCGGGGACUGGCCUCCAUUGCAGCCCCCCUCCAGCACCCACACACACAGCCAAUGCCCCUUUGAGGGGAAGAGAACUAACUGCGAGGGGGAGGCAAGGACUCAAAGCAAGGAGUGGUGGUUCUGAGAAAAGGAAAAGAUUUAUUAAAUAAAACAAAACAAGUUUCUGUGCCCUUCUUUAGACUAUGCUAGUUGUACGCGUGUAAGAGACCCACAAGCAACUGAGGGUGCCACCGGGGAGGGCGGGCGGGGGGCCCCAACUUGUCUUUUUUGUAUUUUUUAUUUUGUAUUAUUGAAAACCUUGGAGAUCUAACAAAUAUACCAAAUUCUAUAUUUUGUAAA